Messenger RNA from Anthostomella pinea, 1881 nucleotides. The record is from the annotation of a GenBank genome assembly. Lineage: Eukaryota; Fungi; Ascomycota; Sordariomycetes; Xylariales; Xylariaceae.
AUGGCCACUGACAUCAUCGCCCCCCAAACAGGCAAGCAGGCCAGAGUAAACAACAACAGCGACGAUUCUCAAAAGAAACAUGACCACUCUCCUACUCCUUCGCAUUCUGCCGCUCAUCAUCCGAAAGCCAUGGUUGGAGGUGCAACAGAACCAGGCGUAGUACCCGGCGCCAACACCCACCGGGGCGCCAACAUACUCAUUCCGGAUGCCUACUCGGUCCAGCCAGGACAUAUGCAAAAUCGCGUUGCCCAGGCCGACGGCGUUGCUGCGCAUCAUGCUGAAGAAAACCAGAGUGUCCCUGGCUCCCGCUCCAAGAGUGAGAGGGCAGAGGAAGUCCACGUCGCCAAGAUCGUCCAGGAGGAGAACGAGAGCAAAUCGAAAUUCCCCAGGUAUCCGGGUCUCGAACGAUGGGAACUCCUCGAGAAGAUGGGAGACGGCGCUUUCAGCAACGUCUACCGCGCCCGUGACCUCCAGCACGGCGCCGGUGAGUGCGCCAUCAAGGUUGUCCGCAAAUUCGAAAUGAACAACAUGCAGGGCAACAAGCAUCUACAUCCCGACUUCAAAAAGGUGCCCAAGGCUGCAGAGCGAGCCAAUAUCCUGAAGGAAGUGCAAAUCAUGCGACAACUUGACCAUCCCAACAUCAUAAAACUCGUCGACUUCUCGGAAUCCAAGCAGUACUAUUACAUCAUCCUCGAAUUGGCGCCUGGUGGCGAGCUGUUCCAUCAAAUCGUUCGCCUCACUUACUUCAGCGAAGAACUUUCAAGACACGUCAUUGUGCAAGUCGCGAAAGCACUAGAGUACCUACACGAGGAGAGAGGUGUUGUGCAUCGUGACAUCAAACCCGAAAACAUCUUGUUCAGCCCGAUUCCGAUUGUGCCAUCAAAGGUCCCCAAGCCCAAGCAGGCUGGGGAUGAGGACAAAGUCGACGAAGGCGACUUCGUCCCGGGCGUCGGAGCCGGAGGUAUUGGGCAGAUCAAGAUCGCGGAUUUUGGCCUGUCCAAGGUUGUCUGGGACAAGCAAACCAUGACUCCAUGUGGCACUGUCGGUUACACAGCACCCGAGAUCGUCAAGGAUGAACGGUACUCGAAGUCAGUUGACAUGUGGGCCCUGGGCUGCGUACUGUACACCUUGCUAUGUGGUUUCCCUCCUUUCUACGAUGAGAGUAUCGAGGUACUUACCGAGAAGGUUGCUAAGGGCCAGUACACAUUCCUCUCGCCUUGGUGGGACGACAUUUCCAAGUCUGCCCAGGAUCUGAUUUCCCACCUGCUCACUGUUGACCCCGACAAGCGAUUCACCAUCACCGAGUUCUUGGCGCAUCCUUGGGUCCAAGGUUCAGGCCCGACGCCACGUGAAGAGAAGAAGAUGCAGAGCCCGGACACACUCCGCGCGUUUGAUGCGAACAAACUGAUUGAUGGCGAGCGUCGCAUGGAUUUCCGAUCACCAGGUGCUAUCAACCUUCGUGAGAUCUUCGAUGUUGGUUACUCGGUGCACAGGCAAGAGGAGGAGGCCAAACGCCGGAAUCAAGUUGGUACCAAGGGUGUCGCACCAGCUCGAUUCCAGGCCCUCAAUGAGGACUCGGAAGAGGACGAGGAGGAGCAGGCUGACCCUCAAUACGUGCACAAGUCCGAGGCAGAGCGGCUUGAACAGAGCAUGCGCAAGACAAAUCUUGGGAAGGACCAAGACCGUGGCCGAGAACGUGACCGACGCACUGAGAAGACCGAAAAAGGGUAUGGACAGCACAGCGCAGCCGUUGCUUCGGCCGCACGACAGCAAGUCCGGGAUCGUAAUAAGCAGCGAGGUGCAUUCGAGCUCAGCCUGGAUGGCGCCACGCUGCUGGGACGACGAGCCAACAAACCUACCGCUAGUGCCGGUGGAUUUUAG